CAAAAUUCUGAUUUCAGCAGCACAACGCAGUUCUGGGCAAUUGCAGUGUCCUGGUCAAGAUGGAGUUCACGAAACUAACAGAGAUUGAAUUAUCAGCGGCGUUUGACGCUCACGUGCACCUGAGGGAUGGUGAGAUGUCGCAGCUUGUUACGCCGACGAUUCGCAAGGGGGGUGUGAAUCAGGUGUAUGUCAUGCCAAACCUUGUUCCGCCCAUUACUACCGUUCAGCAAUGUCUCGAGUACCGCGACAGACUACGAGCCAUCGAGCCGAAUGUGGACUAUGUCAUGUCUCUGUACCUUCACGAGUCAAUCACGCCAGAGGUUAUUCGCGAGGCGAAGAAGGCAGGAAUCACAGGCGUGAAAUCAUACCCUGCUGGUGUGACAACGAACUCUUCAUCUGGCGUCCUCGACUAUGAAACUUUCUACCCCGUCUUCGCAGAAAUGGAAAAGCAAAACAUGGUCCUCAACCUCCAUGGCGAAGUCCCCUCCACACCCGCUGACGCGCCUACAACAAGAGACUCCAACGCAGCAAUUACCAUCUUGAACGCCGAACCAGCCUUCCUGCCUACAUUCAAGUCCCUGCACGCACGCUUUCCUAACUUGCGCAUCAUACUCGAGCACUGCAGUACAGCCGCUGCACUCGACGCUGUGCGUGCGUGUGGCCCGACGGUAGCCGGCACCAUCACAGCGCAUCACUUGUCUCUCAUCAUCGACGACUGGGCCGGAGACCCAUUCUGCUUCUGCAAACCUGUCGCCAAGACGCCCGAGGACCGCGAUGCGCUGCUCAGAGCUGUGGUAAGUAGCAGUGGCCGAUUCUUCCUCGGCACAGACUCUGCGCCCCAUGCGAGUGUGAAGAAGCGCGGCGAGGAUAAAGUGGCCGCUGGUGUAUUUACGCAGCCGUAUGCGGUGGGGUAUGUGUUGGAUGCAUUGGAGAAGGGCGUUGGGAGGGCGGUUAUUGGGGAAGGAGAGGUGAGCAAUGAGGUGUUGGAAGGUUUUUUCGCUGGGUGGGGGAGGAAAUUCUAUCAGGUUGAUGAUACGAAGAAUGAAAGGGUGGUGCUGAGGAAGCGUCAAGAGAAGAUUGUCGAUGUUCUGAAAAAGGACGGCGUGGAUGUGGAGGUUGUGCCUUUUAGGAAGGGGGAGCAGACGUGGAGUGUAGAGUGGAAGUAAAUGGAGCCUUGUUUCUUCUCAUUAUAUAUGAUUAUUAUGACUUAAGCGUUCGCAAUGCGCGCGAGCUUUACGAAAACAUAUCAAUUUCCCACUUGCUCUCUUCAUGAUCCAGAUGCACCGUAUGUAUAUCAGACUCCUCUCUCUUUUCAAUCGUCAACACCUCGCGUUGCUGGAUGUUCUUAGUCUUUACGCACUCUCUGUUUGGCCCGACGCGGUGAUUGUGCGCUCGCCUAGAAAAGUAUGCUGUAUCAGCGGCCUACUGGUUCAGAAUGGCCAACUCACUAGCUACAUAGGAGACACCGGAGAAUUUGCAAAUGUAACUGUCGUUUCGUGUUCAUGUACGCAGGAGAGACUGCUCAGCCACCCGCAGACGCAGACGCAACAGUAGGCCCCAGCAAUCCUGCCGAAGCCUCAUUCUCAAGAGAGAUCUUCAUUUCCAACCAC
Cucurbitaria berberidis CBS 394.84 is the source of this 1610-nucleotide messenger RNA. Its product is annotated as Dihydroorotase. The record is from RefSeq and is a predicted model, not a curated record. NCBI's taxonomy places the organism in Eukaryota, Fungi, Ascomycota, Dothideomycetes, Pleosporales, Cucurbitariaceae. Bases 60 to 1166 code for a protein of 368 amino acids. Gene Ontology annotation, cellular component: cytoplasm. Gene Ontology annotation, molecular function: dihydroorotase activity. Gene Ontology annotation, biological process: 'de novo' pyrimidine nucleobase biosynthetic process; pyrimidine nucleotide biosynthetic process. The transcript is spliced from 3 exons.